AUGCUCCUCCUCCCCCUCACCCUCCUCACAACCAGUGCGCUGGCCGCACCCGCCCUCCUCCACGAACGCUUCCUCGCCGCGCAGCAUGCUCCCACCCUCCAAAAGCGCUUCACCUUCCCCCUCCCCACCUCAACCGGCAGCGUAACCUUUGACGCUCCCCACGAAAUCGGCGCUGGUGAAGUCUACGACGGCGGACUACAGACCUUCGGCCGCGGCGUCGAGUGCAGCGGACAGAGCGAGGGCGGAGAAGACGACGCAGUCUUUGUCCUGCAGGAGGGCGCGACGCUGCGGAAUGCGAUUAUCGGGCCUGAUCAGAUCGAGGGCGUUUAUUGUUUGGGGACCUGUACGAUUGAGAAUGUGUGGUGGGAGAAGGUUUGCGAGGAUGCGCUGUCGCUCAAGGAGGGGAGUGGGCCGUAUAAUGUCAUUGGGGGUGGGGCGCAGGGGGCGGAGGAUAAGGUUAUUCAGCACAACUCUGGAGGCGAAGUCAUCAUCGACGGCUUCACCGUUUACGACUUUGGAAAGCUCUACCGCUCGUGCGGUACAUGCGGGGACAUCGCGCGGUCCGCGACAAUCAGAAAUGUUGUAGCCGUACAGGGCAGCACGAUCGCAGGUGCGAACGGAAACUUUGGCGACGUGGUGACGAUUGAGUCCUCCACGUGCGCUACGGACGUGAGCGCCAUCUGCACAACCUAUGAGUCUGAUGCCGGUGGCGGCGAGCCUGAGGAGGUGUCUGAGAGCCCCACUGAGGCGUGUGUCUUCUCUGAACUUCCUGCUUGUGGCGAUUCUGCUGUUGGUGCGCCCUCGACUGGUGGUGGUUCGGGGACUCCGGUGGAGGGGUCCACUCCUAGCUCGACGCCCAGUGCGGUUCCGAGUGCGACGGCGCCUGAAACUCCAGAGGAAACGUCUAGUGAAGGUGAUGAUGAUGAGGAUGAGGAACAAGAGGGGUCGGCUGAAGAAGAUGAGGAUGAGGAGGAGGAGGCGGAGGAGGAGGAAGAGUCCACGGAGGAACAAGAGGAAGACGAAGAGAGCGACGAUGCUGAAGAUGCCGAGAAUGAUGAGGAUGAUCAGGAUCAAGAAGGCGAUGAUGAAGAUGAAGAACAAGAUGAGAAUGAAGACGAAGACCAGGCUGAAGAUGAGGAAGGCGAGGAUGAGGGCGAUGAGAGGAGUGAGGAGUGGAGCUGGCACAACUGGGGCUGGUGGUAG
This is a messenger RNA of Aspergillus calidoustus, 1203 nucleotides long. The record is from the annotation of a GenBank genome assembly. Lineage: Eukaryota; Fungi; Ascomycota; Eurotiomycetes; Eurotiales; Aspergillaceae.